UGGCACGCGAAACGAAUCGCGACUGUGUGCAGUGAGCGCCAUGGAGAAGGAAUUGGUGAAAAUCGCAGAGAAGUAUCCCGACUCCUCAGUCGCGACGGAGGUGGUGGACGUGUCGAAGGACCGACGGAUCAUUAGGGAGCGAAUCCGAGAGAGCAACCUGUGCAUCUGUCUCCUGCCGGACGAGUUCACGGCGGACAUGGCCCGGAUCUGCAUCGAGGAGUCCACGCACUUCAUAUCCGCGAUGUACGUCGACCCGAACGUGGAAGCCUUCGACGACGUGGCGAGGGAGAAGAAGCUGGUGAUCCUGAACGAGGUGGGGUUGGACCCGGGGCUGGAUCACAUGCUGGCGAUGAAGACGAUCGAGAGGGCCAGGGAGGAGGGCUGCGAGGUGGACGAGUUCAUCUCCUACUGCGGGGGGAUCCCGGCCGCGUCGUCCGUGGAUCCGGGGGAUCUGCUCAAGUACAAGUUUUCCUGGAGUCCGAGGACGGCCGUCUACUUCCUCAGGAGGCUGGCCACGUAUCUGCAGGAUGGGGAGGUGAGGAUCGGGAGGCAACUAUGGGGGUGUUUUGUCGACUUCGUUUCCGAUGCGAGCUUUGGUGGUGCGACGAGGGAAAUUUCGUCAAAAGUUUCAGAAGAGCUCCGGGAUCUCGUUAUCGUGGAAAUCGAUAUCGGUGAUCGAAGUGCCGGAAGACGCACUGAUGGACCACGCCGAGCCGUUCUGGACGACCUCGACCUCGAAGUGUUCCCGAACGGGGACAGCCUGUCCUGCGAGAAGGAGUACGGCCUCCAUCCGGGAUCCCGCACUCUCCGCAGAGGAACGCUGAGAUACCGCGGCUUCUCACACGGCAUCAAGGCCCUCCAAAACAUCGGGCUCUUCGACCUCUCGGGGCCGAAAGAGAUCCCGUCCGUCCAAAUCGCAUGGCGUGAAUACCUGUGCCUCCUCCACGGCCUUCCGGUGCAGACGCCACAGGAUGCCCUGGAGGGUCACCUCUCGAUGAUUCUCUCGGGGGACGCUCAUCAACUGGCGGUGUUGCGUUCUCUGGGCCUCACGACCGACACUCCCGUCGUCCCGGGUCCGUCACCGUUGGACACGCUCGCCGGGCAUCUGGAGAAGUGCUUGACUUACCGCGAGGGAGAACGGGACAUGGUCGUCCUAUACAUCGAAGCCAGAGGCAGAGGGAGAAGAUUCCAGUCCCAUCUGGUGACAGAAGGCGAUUCCAAGUGGUCGGCCAUGGCCAAGACGGUCGGCAUUCCCAUCGCCACUGCGGCCGAACUCAUCCUGGAAGGGAAGGUCCAGGAGACAGGAGUCAUCAGACCGAUCACAGAUGACUUCAUUCGGCCCACUUUGCAAGCCUUGGAACGCGAGGGAAUCGCCAUCAUGUCCAGUGAGCUGUGAUGGAUCGUCGGCAUUCAUCUGGCCGAAACGGUCGGGCUUCGGUUUGCUCGAGUAGACGUAUUCGCUGCAAUUUACAUAGCUUCUCUCGUCCCGUUGGUUGUAUUAUUUUCUCAACUAAUUUCGCAUGAAGUAGGGUCGGUCAGUGGUACAUAAUUCACAAUUGCAAUAAAAGAACGAGU
This is a messenger RNA of Darwinula stevensoni, 1575 nucleotides long. The record is from the annotation of a GenBank genome assembly. NCBI's taxonomy places the organism in Eukaryota, Metazoa, Arthropoda, Ostracoda, Podocopida, Darwinulidae.